Molecule: messenger RNA, 603 nt
Organism: Penicillium cataractarum
Lineage: Eukaryota; Fungi; Ascomycota; Eurotiomycetes; Eurotiales; Aspergillaceae
Exons: 1
Coding region: 1-603 (200 amino acids)
Source: RefSeq, a predicted model, not a curated record
AUGUCAGGCUACGGAUCCCAACCAAUCGCCCAAUACACAAUCUCCAGGGGCCUCUUCCACAAGGCCUGGGACAUCACAACCCACGGACAAACAAUCUACCAUGUGGACAACUCACACUGGACACCCGGCAAGCCCGAUCUAACCUUCCACGCGGGAGCCAACACCACCGGACCCAUCGCGGGGGUCAGUAAAUACCGACAUUUCUCAUCGGACACGGAAAUCGGGCUAGGCGAUCCUGCGCAAGCUCACGCGAUCGAAUGGUUCUGCCUUAACCGCGACAGCAGAAUGACCGUCCGAUACUCGUUCCGCAUGAGAAUCGGCAGCGACCAUCAACCUCGUACGUUUACGUGGAAACGCACGCGCUCGCUGGGUGGUAGUCGGUUCUCUGGAAGCUUGAAGCUGGUGGACGAGUCGGACCGGGUAUUGGCGGUUUUGUCGUCGGGCGGGAGUUUUACCUCGACGAGUGGGCAGAUGGAUAUCUACGUGCAGUAUGGAGAGCGGUUCCAGCUUAUGGUGUUGGUGAGCGGGCUAGCCUUGCGUGAAAAACUCGCUCGGGCUCGAAAGGCUGCAGCUAGUGCUGGUGGGGGCGGUGGGGGCGCUUAA